Melozone crissalis (California towhee) is the source of this 671-nucleotide messenger RNA. It is a transcript of the gene COPS9, whose product is annotated as COP9 signalosome subunit 9. The transcript is spliced from 3 exons. The record is from RefSeq and is a predicted model, not a curated record. Gene Ontology annotation, biological process: negative regulation of protein neddylation. The coding region runs from base 38 to 211 and encodes 57 amino acids. NCBI's taxonomy places the organism in Eukaryota, Metazoa, Chordata, Aves, Passeriformes, Passerellidae.
UGUGCUGCGGCGGAAGUGACGGCGCGGAGGGGCCGCCAUGAAGCCGGCGGUGGACGAGAUGUUCCCUGAGGGCGCCGGCCCGUACGUGGACCUGGAUGAGGCAGGGGGAAGCACGGGGCUGCUGAUGGACCUGGCCGCCAACGAGAAAGCGGUGCACGCCGACUUCUUCAACGAUUUUGAAGAUCUCUUUGAUGACGAUGACAUCCAGUGAACUUGGUUGUGCAGCAGAGCUGAGAUGUGGAGUUUUCUCUAAGAUCACCCCUGCAGUCCAUUAUUUAUUAAAUAAACCAAAAUGGGAAACUCACAGAGGGGAAGGAAGCCUGAAUAACCUGCUUGGGGAAUAUGAAAACCAGAUGGGUAAAGAUAACUGAGGAGGGAAGUAUGCACUGUUAUUUCUAGGAAGCUGUGUGUAGAUUUCCCUGGAAAUUUUAUUUGCUGAUGAUAUUGAAUAAAAUACUGAAGAAACACGGAUCUCUCUGACUUAUAAAAGUAGAAAUUGCUGUCUUCUGAGCUCCCUUAGAGUGAAUACUUUGGCAUUAAAUAAUUCAUUGUUGCUUUUGGAUAUUACAUGAAAGGUAUGCAGUAGGGUACAUGCUGCCCAGGAAAGUUUUGUUCAUCCCACAGUAAACGAUUGUCUCAGGAUCAGAUGGUUGCUUGUUCUGAAUAGUCCA